UUUUUAACAGCGGAAGUAUCAACAAGACUUGCAAUGGCGUCGAUUUGUUGUCUUCCGAGGUAGUAUAAAUACUUUCGAAAUGUUGCACACAUUAGUGCCCUAAAAAGGAACAAAAGCAAAAUGGAAGCAGGUGUUCAGACUUUUCCGGGCGUUUAGAGCCUUUGAGAAUCAGCUGAAGACUCUUUGCAUCAAAGAAUUUCCGUGUGGACUAGGACCUUGGCGUGAACCAGACCCGCACAUUCCUGUACCACGAACAAAAUUUCUGCCAUCUAUAUCAGGAAAACUGCAGCCAAAGAUACCUCCAUCAACACAACAGAAAUACCCUGGACCACAGGCAGAGCAGACAGGUAAUCUACAAGAUUAUGUGACAUCAAAUAUCUCACCUUGGCAUCUUGACUAUACCUGGAGCAAUGAAGCAGAAGCACUUCGUGCCAUUGCUGUGAGGUCCCCUUGGCUCAUUGACAAGCAGUUUGUGCUUUGUCAUUUUCAAACACUGAAGAUCAUAGACAGAGGGGUGACAGAUUGGACGAGGGAUUGCUAAAAUUGUGCAACCUCAAAGAACUGGUUUUAACUGCAAAUCAUAUUCAUACAGUGAAUGCUAGAUACUUGCCAAAAUCUCUGCAGAUGCUGGAGCUAUGUGCCAACAAGAUCAGUGACAUUUCUGCAUUAAGUACACACCCACCACUGCUUGUACACUUAGGCCUUGGGUACAACAAUAUAUCCUUCAUUGGAGACUACAUUACAGGAGAUAUUUGGCCAUCUUUAUUGUCCUUGGAUCUGAGCAACAACAACCUGACUGACUUGCUGGAUGUUGUACAAAAAUUUUCUACCCUACCCAAACUUCGAUACCUUGUCCUGACGGGAAAUCCUUUAACUCUCAUUCCUGGUUAUCGAGGAUACAUCAUUGACAAUCUUCAUUGUUUGACUAUUCUUGAUGAUAUCCGAAUAUCUGCUGAUGAGAAACAUCACUUCAAGGGGCUGGCACGAAGAAGAGAAUACAUUCUUGAUGAGGCUAAAGUUAUGCUGGAAGUGAAGUAUUUGAAAGGCUUGCCUGUGCCUGAAGAAGUCAAGAAUCCUGAUGAUCAACCCGAAUUUCCUGUGAUUGAGCGUCUCUACUUUGUGCAAUUCAUGUUCCCUGCUGAACACAGCAAUCAGGCGAGCAUAUUUCACAUCCUACACGAUGACCUUGAGGAUAUCAGAACAGUAUCGGAACAUCAUGAUUCUGCUUUAGAAACACAGUCGGCUAUAAUGGGGUAUUCUCAAACCUCAGAAGCUCACACACCUGGAGGGCAACCCGAGAUAAAGCGAGUUAACAACUUGUCUUCAGCACUUCCACAGGAGUCUGGUGUUUCUGCAGGCAUUAGUGGGGAAGAAGAAAAAAUAAGAGAAGGUCAAGAGGUCACAACGGGAGAACACUGUCUACAGCUAGCACCAGUCAAUACAGACACCAAGCCAUGGGCUGAGGUGAUAGAAAUGAACUGGCAGACAAACUUGGUGCGAGAUGACCUGAUUGUUCUGAGAGACUUCUUCAAGCAAGGCAUGAACAUCUCAGUUAUAGAGCAGGUGGUUUUGUGCUUUCCAGUAGAGCCAGAAUGUAAUGCCUGUUCACCUACUAGUACAAAGGACAAGAAAACAACGUCACCACCCACCAAAUCUGACAAAAAGAAAAAGAAAGAAACUUCGCCACAGGAGCUGCGGCGAGAACCUCCACAGCUCAACACUCUUGCUUCUUUCCACAUCCCUCUGACGGUCUUUUUGGAUGGCGAAUUUGAGUUUUCUUCUGUGUUCACCAAACAAAUGGAUUCCACACAAUCUACACCAGCCAGUGACAACUCAGAAGAUGCUAAGGCUUUGAGGGGUAGCAGUAAAAACACAAAAAAAGGCAAGAUCAAAGAUGAUAAGAAAGGUAAGGACAAAAAGCCUGAAUCUAAAUCAAAAAAGAAUGAUAGUCAGCUGACUUCAGACGAGAUGUCACCAACUGAGCCACGUCUAUUUGAGAUGCAGGUGGCAGUGAGACUGCAUCACUGGACGACAGCUGUCGAUUCUUUGAAAGAAAAGGAAGAGAAAAAUAAAGCACAAGAAGUUGAAAACACAUAGGUAUCCUCCCUUGAGCACACAUGAAGAUGCAGGUGCAUAUAUGCAACCCCUCCCCAGCCCUCUGGAAUUAUUUUGUAUCGGAGUAAAGCCAGAAAUAAAUAAUUUAAAAACAAAGAGUCUUUAGGGAAACUUUAAGAAUACAGAGGGCAUGUGCACAAAAGCUUCACAGCUGUUGGAAAAAAAAUCUGGGCAGUUGGAAUCCUGCAAUCACCAUGGAAAUAGACUAUUGUGCUUGCCACUUUUUUGCACAUUCAACCACAACUUUAAAGCAUGCACAUGCACAAAAAAUGCAAAUGCAUAAUUUGCUUUCCAACUCAUCUCACAGUCACCUAUUUUUAUGUGUGUGGUAAAAAUAAUGAACAUUUUGAUUCCAAGAGGAAUCCUGGUUUUUAAAAUGGUACACUAUUGGUUGGUCAGAACUACAAAUUUAUUAUCUUCUGUGUAGUGUGCUUGCAAUAUUUAAAGACUAUUUGACAGUUGUUUUCAAAGUCAUUUCUUGUCAAAAUAAUAGAUCGAUGCACUGUAGAGCUUUUUUCGGUGAUGCACAAUAUCCACGCUUUUUACCAAGAUCAAAUGUCUGUUAUGCGUAUCUGCAUGUUUUGGAGGCUGUUUUAUAAUUUGAGAUCUGAUCAGGAGAUACACAUGGUAAAUUCCAUAUGCUUGGAUGUGAAGGUGAGAAAAUAUUUAUCAAAGGAAUAUAUUUUAUACAAUAACCAUAUAUUAAGGCUCAUGAAUUUGUUGUUUUCUGCAAUUUAUAUACAAUAAAUCUGUGAAAUACAACUAAAA
Molecule: messenger RNA, 2883 nt
Organism: Pomacea canaliculata
Lineage: Eukaryota; Metazoa; Mollusca; Gastropoda; Architaenioglossa; Ampullariidae
Product: leucine-rich repeat-containing protein 43-like
Exons: 15
Coding region: 625-2097 (490 amino acids)
Biological process (GO): mRNA splicing, via spliceosome
Molecular function (GO): protein binding; U2 snRNA binding
Source: RefSeq, a predicted model, not a curated record